This is a messenger RNA of Anarrhichthys ocellatus (wolf-eel), 2623 nucleotides long. RefSeq names its product leucine-rich repeat neuronal protein 4. The transcript has 2 exons. The record is from RefSeq and is a predicted model, not a curated record. Gene Ontology annotation, molecular function: protein binding. The coding region runs from base 122 to 856 and encodes 244 amino acids. NCBI's taxonomy places the organism in Eukaryota, Metazoa, Chordata, Actinopteri, Perciformes, Anarhichadidae.
GGGAAACGUAUAAAGGUGGAGAGCGCCAGAGAGGGAGCAAGUGGAGAAAAGACGAGGAGGAAGGAGCUUCUUCACAUUUCGAUAGAGAUUAUACAAACUUUUGCGAACAACAGACAGCUCAAUGGCUGCCAAUAGGGACCUUGCUUUCACCCUGGGGAUCGUUUGCCUGGUUCUCAUCAGAGGAUACUCUCCCCUGCCUACCACAUCGCAACUUGCAGAGACGAAUUCCACGAGACCUCUGACACCACGUGGGUUUAUGACCGAGACCUUUGAGUUCCCCACAGAGGACUACUCUCAAAUAGAAGAAAACCCAGUUACCCUUCCACGGAAUACAGCGUCUCCAUAUGAAAAGACCCCUAAGCGAUGUGACUACAACUCUUGUCUCGACAGUCAGAUCCCCUGUGCUGCUCUAGCAACCUCCACCGGAUGCUUGUGUCCAGGGUUUACUUUACAUAAUAAGGUUCCAAAUACUCCCACCCUGAAAUCAGUGUCCUGGAACGGGUCAGAGGUUGUUGCUCGGUGGUGUGCACCUCAUUCAUACGUCACAGCUUAUAUUGUGAAAGUAGGGGGGCAAGAGAGGCAGAGGUUUAGGAAGGACCAAAGGAGCGGCGGAUUGGGAGACAUGGACCACAACACAGAGGUUUGUGUGGUUGCAGUGAAUGAUGCUGGAGACAGUGAGAGGUCCUGUUUGAUGUACCCGCCCAGGGACAGCAGUCUGCCUCUGACAGCAGGGCUCAUCGGGGGAGCUCUGGGCUUCCUGCUGCUCCUCUUGCUGGCUGUCCUGCUCUGGAGGCACAAGAAGCAAAGGAAACAGGAGGCCAGCAUCUCUAUGCAUGACACAGCUGAGACAGAGUGAACAAGAAUAGACACUCAGUGAGAUAAGACUCUGUCCAAUGAGACCCCUCAGCAUCAUUGCAGAUAAUGUGAUUACAUUAUGUCUGAGGUUUUAUGCAAAAAAAAGAGGCUUCUUGAAAAUGCAGAAGGCAGCGUUCGGCAUCACACAUGAAUAUAUCUCUUAGUGUAAAAGAAAGUCCACAUUAUGUGAAUUUGGUCAUUUUUUGCAUUACAAAAUGAGCUGCUUGUUGAACAGCUCUCCGGACUUCAAGGAACAUCCCUGCAUGUAGUCCUUGCUUGCAACUGCUCAUUGUAGUUUAUUAUCAGUUGAUGGGAUAAAACGUGCAAAUCCACCAGUAUGGUAAUUUAAGUAUUUAUUCAUUCGUUGAUAUCAGGGAAUUUAAGUUUUUUGUUUUAGAUUUUUGUUUAUUCCUCAAAAAAAUACCGUUUAACAGAAGCAGCCGUGGUCCUGGGAAAACCAUGUAUCUCCAAAACAUCAGCUUUCCUGAACUAAGAAACAGUUUUGUUUUCGAGUAAUUCAAUGAGUCUUUAUGUUGUGUAUUUAGCAGCAAGGAACACUGAUUCCUUAAGUUUAUCUAAAAAAAAGAAUCAAAUUUGGAGUAACUGUUUUUUAACAGUGUAGGUUAUGUGAUAAAUACAAGAUGACUUGAUAGUUUGGAAUGCAAUAAGAAAUAAUGAUUUAUACCAGAGACAAUAGCCGACACAGGUUCAAAUGAUUGUGAAUAUUUUGAUAUUAUUUGUGGUCAUGUAUUUAAUUACAGAGUGAAACGAUGUAUUGUGGUUUGAAGGACUGAAAGGGAAUGAUGUGCUGUAUUAUGUUCUAUAUUUAUGAAAAUCAUUUGGUACGUUGCCGUAGAACUUGUUCAUGUUAAGAGUUCGAUUUGUCAAGAUUCCUUAAACACUAAAGAGACAAACAGAAGUCUAUAAGCACACAAAACAAGACCGGCUGUUCAAACAGAAACUACUGGUUAUGAAAAGUAUGUUAAAGGUUAUUCAACAUCUUUUGGAUGGGUGUGUUCUUUUCCAUCUUUGUCAAAAGUUGUGUCAGCGUACUGGAUGAGCACAAGUCUUCAGUGCUGUGUUUUUUCCAGCUGUCAUACAAUAGCCUUUUCCCCGGAUAUGGAUUUUGUAAUUCCAGCUGAGACUUCCAGUCAUCCAGCACUGAGCUGGUGAGAAGCUUCAGGCUGCUUUUUUUUUUUUUUUUUGCCAUGAUGAAAAAGAGAAGAAAGUCCAAUAUUUAACCCCCCCCAGUGUAUAUGUUCAAUCUAUGCAUGUUCAAGCCUCCAUCUGCACGGCUCGCAGCCAUGUUAUAAUUCCUUCUUGCUCUGGCUGCUGCCACGGAGAUGUUCCACUGCUCUUAGCGUCUUUCUUAUUCCAGCUGCACUGCAUAACUUACAUCACAAAGAGCUGCAUGGAAGUCAUUUAACAUCUGCAAUUUGGAGACACAACAGAUUGUUCAUUUCAGUGACUGAAAUGGCCUCAAGAUGUUGCUUUUAUGACACAUAUUCAGCCUGACUGCAGUCGCUCUCUAACUGGGAGGGAAAUCUUGACAUGAAUGGGCCAGUAUGAGAGGAAAUGCAAAAACAUGGGCGUACAAUAUCAUGUUUUUUGUAAUGCAUACUUCAACUUGCAAAAUAGGUUUGACAGGAACUACAAGCAGAGCAGAGCAUUUCUGCUGAUGGUACCAGAACAGCACAACAUGUACUCGGUCAUAUCUUUUCAAAAUGAAUGUGGUUUGCCUUUUUGUUUUUCAAUAAACUUUUUAUUU